Messenger RNA from Astyanax mexicanus (Mexican tetra), 1683 nucleotides. RefSeq names its product peroxisomal biogenesis factor 26 (gene pex26). The record is from RefSeq and is a predicted model, not a curated record. Gene Ontology annotation, biological process: protein import into peroxisome matrix; protein import into peroxisome membrane. Gene Ontology annotation, molecular function: protein-containing complex binding; ATPase binding. The transcript is spliced from 5 exons. Bases 158 to 1084 code for a protein of 308 amino acids. NCBI's taxonomy places the organism in Eukaryota, Metazoa, Chordata, Actinopteri, Characiformes, Acestrorhamphidae. Gene Ontology annotation, cellular component: peroxisomal membrane; peroxisome.
UACUAAAGGUAGGAGGAGGGGCGACUGGAGUGUGUACCGACGCGUCUGUUGCAGCUUGAAUGUGACGGAGAUUAGUUUGUAAAUUGUUUGUAAAAACGUUGCUGGUAAUUUAAACGGAUUCGCCAUUAGAUCACAACACGCAGCUGAUUAAGCCGCUAUGCGGAGCAGCUCGUCAGCCUCGUGUCGCCUCGGCAGUCCUGCAGCAUGUGUGUUGACUCCUCGUGCUGGACUGGUGCACGCUGCCGUCCAACAUUUAAUGAUUACAAAAGAUUUUCAAGCAGCAUUUGACACGUGUGAGAGGGGACUGGAAAGUUUAUUUAGCGCUGAAGAUCAAGAAGAGUCGUGUUCCAGACAUGGUGAAUUGAAGGCAUCUUUUUGCAUAGUCGGAAUUCAAGCUUUGGCUGAGCUUAACCAGUGGCGUGAUGUCCUUCAAUGGGUCUUACAGCACUAUGGGGAAACAGAGAAAAUACCUGCCAAGAUCAUGCAGAUGUGCAUUCUUUUGUACACCAAAGUGGCUGAGCAGGCAGAAGUGCUGGAAGCAGUCCAAGCUUGGCUGCACUGCCCCAGUAACAUGAGCCAUUCAGGAUACAGCAGUGUAGCAGAGCUUUACAUGUUGCACAUCCUUCUGCCACUGGGCCAAACCAACAUGGCCAUACAGCUGCUGGAGGACGAAGUGGGCCAGGCUGCAUUUACUGAGGACCAGAGACAGACUGCACUAACUAUAGUAGACAAUCAUAGAUCCAAAAGAGAGUCCACUGUGUAUCCAAGCCCUGAAAGUGUCUCAGUAGAGGCAGAGACUACUGGCAGAGUUCAUACAUCCCAAGGGUUUUACCUUUUAGGUUCUCUGGUCCAACGGUUAAACGCUCUGGUGAGAUUGUUGUACAGAAGUCUUUCUGCAGCCAGCACUAACAUCAGGUCCCGUUCUCUUCAAAGAGCUUUUCUGCUUGUGUUCCUGCUAUACCUGCUGCUUGUCCGCAAUGACCCAGCUUUGCCCUCAGCCUAUCCAUGGAUCCUUCGCCUGUACAGACUCUUCCAGCAGAUGUGGAACACCAUGUUCGGACCAUAUUACAGAGCUUUCUCCUGAAACCUUAAGUAGUUCUCAGCUACGUAAAGAAAAACAACACUGGAAAUACCAAAAGAGUAAAAGCUACUGUAACACUCAAGUACACAAAUGCUCUUAAGAACUAAACUUGUCAGAAGUGUUUACAUGCCAUGUCCUAAGAUUUGUAAGGUUUAUUCCCUAUUAAUUAAGAUGUUUAACCUUCAAGCUGCAUUAAACACUUCUUUCGAGUGCAUGAAAUUUAAUGUAAUCCUAAGGAUCAGCUGUCCAACUUUUAUUUUACAUUGUUAGCAUUUGGCAUCCUGUCCUAUAACCCUUGUUGGUGUAUCAUGAUAAACGUGUCUGGCCGGGAGUCAAACCCUAGUCUGCAAUUUUCAAAGAGGUCUAGAGUUAAUAUAUUCUGUAAGCAGCAGCCUGCAAGCGUGUCAUUUAUUUAGUUGUGGGGUUAGAGAUUAAAGCAUUAACUGAGAUUAAAUGAGUCACCUAACUACUUAAACUAAGUUGUUGUGUGUUGUAGUUUUAAACCAUAAUUGUUUUAAACUAAACCCACCAAUGUGAAACAUGCCAAUACUGUUGCACUGCUACAUGAACUGCAAUAGAAAUAAAAAAUAAAUAGAUCUGUA